AUGUCAAUCAUUUCUUAUCAGGUUCAAGAGGCUCUUUCUAAAUUUCAAGGAUCAGUUAGUAAUAACGGGUCUAUAUCAAUUCGAUUUCCAAAGCGUCCAGAUCUUACAAUUUCAGUAAAUUAUUCUCCAACAUUUCCUAGCACUCCUCCUUCAAUAAACAUAGUUGAUUCAAAUGGGGAACAAGUUGCUGUUGAGUUUCCAAUCAUUAAAUAUUGGAUUCCACUAUACACAUUAAGUAAUUGUUUAGAACAAGCUAUGAUGUUCACAGAUAUUCCUACAUUGAACCCCGCACAAGUCGAUCCUGAAGACAUUGCAAAUAUUGACCAGAGAAUAUCACCAGAACAACUCUUGAAUCCUGAAUCUAGACUUGAAGCUGUGCGAAAUUGUCCUUCAGUAGCGAAAGCAAUUAAAAGUGAGGCAAUGUAUAAUGCUAAAUCUAAUGAAUUAAAAGAAAAAAUACAUAGAGAUCAAAGUAAAAUAGAAGAUUUGAACAUUAUCUAUAAUAGAUUGUAUGAAGACCAGAUUAGAAUUAGUCAACAGCGAUCUCAGAUCAAUUCCGAGCAGCUAACUGCUCAAGCAUACAAUAAUAGAUUAGAAUUUCUGAAAAAUUCUUAUAAACAAAAAUAUUUAAACAAUUUGUCUAAGCAAAUCUAUCUUGGAAAAUACUUCUAA
Molecule: messenger RNA, 672 nt
Organism: Trichomonas vaginalis G3
Lineage: Eukaryota; Parabasalia; Trichomonadida; Trichomonadidae
Exons: 1
Coding region: 1-672 (223 amino acids)
Source: RefSeq, a predicted model, not a curated record